CAGGUCUCCAAGUGAGUAACACAAAGGAAAGGAGAAGCUUCUGUGGAUCAAACUUAAACCAAUCGGACUAUUCUUGUGGAUUUUCCUCUUACGGAUCAUAGAACAAGCCUGCAAACAUGCCCGUGUCAAGGAUGAGGAUGAGGCCAUGGCUGGAGAAGAUGAUCGAGUCAAACUCCAUUGCGGGUCUGACUUGGGUGGACAAGGAUAAGACGAUGUUCUCAAUUCCCUGGAAGCAUGCAGCUCGACAUGGCUGGGAACUGGACAAGGACGCAUGUCUGUUCAAAAAGUGGGCCAUCCACACAGGGAAAUACGUGGAAGGACAGACCUGUGACCCAAAGACAUGGAAAGCCAACUUCCGGUGUGCAAUGAACUCACUGCCUGACAUCGAGGAGGUGAAAGACAAGAGCGUCAACAAAGGCCACCAAGCUAUGCGUGUAUUCAGGAUGUUGCCUACCACCCCAAAAUCUAGAGAUAAACGAAGCAAAGCGAAGGAGACAAAGCCAAGGAAGAAGAGCUCAGCGAUCAAAAUGGAAGAAGACACGGACUACAGUGAUACUCAGUCUCCCAUGAAUGAGUCAAUGCCGGAAGACACUUUGUCUACUCAGGAGAACACAGUUGACAGCACAGUGCACACAGAGCAGCAAGAUUUUCCCUUUGUGGCUCAAUCUGAAGUUCCUGACUGGUCUUCGACAGUUGUGAUCGGGCUUGAGAACUUCAACAGCUUCAGCCACAAAUUUGAAGUUUCACCUGAACACGAUUUUGAUGUCGACUAUAGCGACGACAUUAUCCAGAUUUGCCAGCAACUGGAGAAAGACUCACACUGGUUGUCAAGCAGUUUAGACGGCAGGGGGUUCCUGAGCAAUGAAGCAUGCACCAGUCCAGGGAGCCAGUGGAGUGAAUCUUCCUCAGUCGACGAACUAGACGAAAUGCCACAGUACACAACUUUGGGCUCAGACCUCACAAGUCCCACAGACAACGUCUGGAACAACCUUUGUCAACAGAUCUCACCCAUGCUCUGAGGACUUCAGGACAGGAAAGGACAGUUUUGUAGAACUAUUCCAGUCCGACAACUUUCCCAUCUGAGCCCUCUUUCUCUGUGGAAUCACACAACAUCAUUUCUCCAGUCCAAGCUGGAUGGGGACCACUCUUUAAGCUAAACCCCCUUCCCCCGCGCCGUGUGUGUACAGUACGGCAAGCUUUCCUCAUCUCCCUCAACUUCUCAACAACUCUUCUGUGAAGUCAUGAAGACAAGUUAUGCAAUGAACUGCUGUGUUUAUGAAGACCCCACAUACUGUUCAUUUCCUAUGUGUUUGGCUGGUUCAGGGUGCACAGAAAUCAGCAGGCCAUGUACAUGAUUAUACUCUGCCAGGAGGUAGCCAAUACUUACCUCAAAAUACAAAUAGGAUCAUACUCAGUAACAUUUGACAGGUAGUUUGUGUAUAGUGUCAAAUAAUUAUCACAUAAAAUCAAAUUUUCCGUUAUUUGUAAAAGUGAGACAUUACAUUACAUUUUGAGAAACAACUUCUGGUGAAAGCUCUACUUCCAAAUCUUACGUUUUUUUGUUUGCAUAAGGCACUUGUAAAUGAUUUCUGUAUAUAGUUGUUUUGGUUUGUGUGUUUUUAUAAAAUAAAAAAUCUAAAUGUGAA
This is a messenger RNA of Micropterus dolomieu (smallmouth bass), 1646 nucleotides long. RefSeq names its product interferon regulatory factor 1b (gene irf1b). NCBI's taxonomy places the organism in Eukaryota, Metazoa, Chordata, Actinopteri, Centrarchiformes, Centrarchidae. Gene Ontology annotation, cellular component: nucleus. The coding region runs from base 117 to 1019 and encodes 300 amino acids. Gene Ontology annotation, biological process: immune system process; regulation of transcription by RNA polymerase II. The record is from RefSeq and is a predicted model, not a curated record. Gene Ontology annotation, molecular function: DNA-binding transcription factor activity, RNA polymerase II-specific; RNA polymerase II cis-regulatory region sequence-specific DNA binding. The transcript is spliced from 10 exons.